Rodentolepis nana is the source of this 900-nucleotide messenger RNA. The record is from the annotation of a GenBank genome assembly. Lineage: Eukaryota; Metazoa; Platyhelminthes; Cestoda; Cyclophyllidea; Hymenolepididae.
AUGUCUCAAUCUGUAAACGUUUGCAAUUCUAAUGUUGAUGCCAUGCCGGUAGAUGUACUCUACCAUCUGGGUAUUUCUACUGAUACCAUGGAUUUCAAAAAGGCUUUUGGUGAUGUUAAAUUUGUUGUCUUGGGUGGAAGUCACAAGCGUAUGCAGAAAAUUGCUGAAAUUCUUCUAAAAGAAUUUAAAUAUGAUCUUCCUGUUGGUACUGGUCUUUCCAAUAUUUCUUGCACAACUGAUCGAUAUGUCAUGUACAAAGUCGGUCCCAUUAUUUCCGUUUCGCAUGGUAUGGGUGUUCCUUCCAUCUCUAUCUGUCUUCAUGAGAUGGCGAAAUUGCUUCACCAUGCUGGUGCUACCGAUGUUCGCUUCGUUCGCGUGGGAACCUGUGGUGGCAUUGGUCUCGAUCCCGGAUCGGUUGUUAUCACCACUAGCUGCAUGGAUUGUGCUUUCAAUGACUUCUUCCAACUGAAAGUGAUGGGCAAAGUUGUCCAACGUCCAGCUGAACUAGAUGAGGAAUUUGUACGCGGUCUCGUUGAAACCGCCGAGCAAAUGCAACUCGAUUUCACUGUUGCUCCUGGCAAGACCAUGUGUGCUGAUGAUUUCUAUGAAGAACAAGGCCGUUUGGAUGGUGCUAUCUGUGAUUACACUGAAGCUGAGAAGAUGGCAUUCCUGAAAAAGGCUUACGAUCUCGGUGUGCGCAACUUGGAGAUGGAGUCUCUUGGUUUUGCCGCUUUCUGUCAACGCCUAAACAUCAAGGCUGCUGUUAUCUGCGCUACUAUGGUGAAUCGUCUGGAAUCAGAUCAACUCUCCACUCCCGUUGAUACGAUGCACAUGUGGCAGGAAAGACCCCUUCAAAUCCUUAUAGCCUACAUGAAGAAGGAACUCGGCAUGUCCGAGUAA